GAGCAGCAACUGGUCGGGAGGAGGCUCAGGAGGCUGGAACGAUGGACGUGGCUGGCACAGCGGCAGUGAUGGCUCUCGCCCGGAAAAGUGCUGAAGCGGAGGAGGAGGCAGGCGCCUGCCGGCGCAGACGCGAGGAGGAGAGGCAGCCAAUGCGCCAGGAGAUCCAGGAGUUGCGGCUGCGGAACAGUGCCCUCAGCGCAGAAAACGCUUCGAUGGCUUCCGCACGUGCCGAGUACGUCGAGGCGGUUUCAGAAGAGAGUGCGCAGAGAACUCUUCUCCGCAUGAACUCCGAGAUGUUCGCCGGUCAGCACAAAAUGCUGGAGAAGGUGCAGUCCGAAAACUCGGCGCUGUCUGAGCAGCUGGCACAGAAAAAGGCCGACGGCGACAAGAGCUUCCAGGAGAGCCAGCUUUGUGUUCUACGUAAGUCGCAUCUCGGACAGGCGGAGCACAGCCACCAGGUCGAGGAUCUGGAGAAGCGACUGAAGCUGCAGGAGGACGACUGCAGCGAACAGAUAAAGCGUGGUCGCCACUGGUUCACCAAAUGCAAGGCGGAGGACCCGACUCCUCCUUGCCAUUCUUUGAAGCGCCGUCCCUACGUUUGCAGGAGCUGCUGGAGGCGAAAACCACGGCGAAACUGGCCGAGGAGGACGCACGAGAUGGUGGGUAGCCUGCAAGCAUAG
Molecule: messenger RNA, 680 nt
Organism: Symbiodinium necroappetens
Lineage: Eukaryota; Dinophyceae; Suessiales; Symbiodiniaceae
Source: the annotation of a GenBank genome assembly